This is a messenger RNA of Cicer arietinum (chickpea), 1378 nucleotides long. RefSeq lists its product as uncharacterized. Gene Ontology annotation, cellular component: membrane. Gene Ontology annotation, biological process: CAAX-box protein processing. The record is from RefSeq and is a predicted model, not a curated record. NCBI's taxonomy places the organism in Eukaryota, Viridiplantae, Streptophyta, Magnoliopsida, Fabales, Fabaceae. Gene Ontology annotation, molecular function: metalloendopeptidase activity.
UAAAAAUAAAUAAAUAAAAGUAAAAUGAUAUAAAGCUUGUAAUGGAACCGGGGAAGCAACGAUAAUAGCAAUCGCAUGUUCCAUAAUCUUCUUAUUAUAACUCACAUACACUCCAUACAUGGCCACGCUUUCGCUCACUCUCAAUUGCUGGAGUUGCUCGAGUACCUAUGCUCACACCUCAUAUUGUGCUACCUUCAUCACUCCCCCUCACACGAAUAGAUAUAAAACAUGUUCUUCUGCUAAGAAGUCGUUGAAGAAAUCCAAAAGAGAAGGACCAGAAGCAUUUGUAGAUAUCUCAGAUGACAAAUUUGUUCAAAAUGAUAAGUUAUUGGACACUUCUCUUAAUCCACCUUCUCAGAAUGUUAACCCUAUUCCUGUUCCUUCCAGAAGUAAUGUGCUUCAGGCUUGCAUAAUAACUUCGGGUCUUAUAGCUGCUCUCGGGACAAUGAUUCGGCAGGUGUCUCAUGUUGCGUCGAUAGAAGGAUUGCCAAUCUUGGACUGCUCUACAGAAGUAUCAUUUGGUUUUGAAAUGUGGCAUCUUGAGUUGAUUACAGGACUUGUAGUAUUAAUAUCAUCAAGUCGCUACUUGCUAUUGAAGACUUGGCCAGAUUUUGCCGAGUCCAGUGAAGCAGCCAAUAGACAGGUCCUUAGCUCACUCCAACCUUUGGAUUAUAUUGCAGUUGCAUUUUUGCCUGGAAUUAGUGAGGAACUCCUUUUCCGUGGUGCAAUUCUGCCACUUUUUGGAAUGAACUGGAAGAGUAUUGCAGUAGCUUCUGUUAUCUUUGGUGUUUUGCAUCUCGGCAGUGGUCGAAAGUAUUCCUUUGCCAUCUGGGCAACCUUUGUUGGUCUUGCUUAUGGAUAUGCUACAGUUUUGUCCUCUAGCCUUGCAGUUCCCAUGACUUCUCAUGCAGUGAACAACAUUAUAGGAGGGCUUUUAUGGCGGUACACAUCAAAACAUAAAUGAAAUGAGUCAUUACCAUCUUUGGUCUCUAUAGAUAGGUUAUCUACAUUAUCCAACCUCCUACUUCUCCCCGUCCCGUCAGGGGGUAUGGUGUUAUGUAUAUAUACAAGAACACAAGAAUCAUGAUACAAAGAUUCAAGUCCUACAGAGACCAAUUCAAGAGAUCUAUCUGCAAAUGCAGCAACCACUGGCAACAAAUGAUUUCUCCAGUUUUUAAGGAAAAAUAAAUCCAAGUCUGUAUAUUACAUGUAGAUUUCUGUUGUAAUUAGGUUGAAAACUAUUUAUUUACCGUAAAUAGGUAACUGCAAUUUGUAAAAAAAAAAAAAAAAAAACUAGCUCACUUGGGCGGGUUAAUGUUGUUACAAAUUUGGAUUUCUGAGUUUACCAUUUUUGGGAUACGGGUUCAUUCCUUUGGGA